This is a messenger RNA of Salvia splendens (bonfire salvia), 4101 nucleotides long. RefSeq names its product putative receptor-like protein kinase At5g39000. Bases 180 to 2159 code for a protein of 659 amino acids. Gene Ontology annotation, biological process: protein phosphorylation. The transcript has 9 exons. Gene Ontology annotation, molecular function: protein kinase activity; ATP binding. NCBI's taxonomy places the organism in Eukaryota, Viridiplantae, Streptophyta, Magnoliopsida, Lamiales, Lamiaceae. The record is from RefSeq and is a predicted model, not a curated record.
CCACACACUGACCCUCCUUUUGCCGGAAAGAUUCCUUUCCUCCAUUACAAGAAAAACUAAAGCCACCUUUUUCCCCUUCCAUCAACAAUGGAACCCUAGCCACCACUCCCCUCCCAUGAUUCAUUCACAUUAAUUUCCAAUGGGGUGAAAUCUGGCUCUGCUUAUGUUGGAAUCCGGAGAUGCAGCCACCUCCAGCUGAAGACAUGGCAUUACCCUCGAUGGAGCAACGCCAGUUCACUCUCGUGGAGAUCCGGUCCGCCACCGGAGAUUUCAGUGCGGAGAAUCGCAUCGGAGAAGGCGGCUUCGGAGAAGUCUUCAAGGCCGCCAUCGGCGACGGCACAAAGCUGGCGGCGGUGAAGCGUCUGAAGCGGCCGGCGAUCAACGAAAGACUAGCUAGGCAGGGGUUCGCGAGGGAGAUCGAAGCGCUCACUCAACUCCGCCAUCGCCAUAUAGUGUCUCUCAUCGGCUACUGCAGUGAGCAGGGCGAGAUGAUUCUGGUUUAUGAGUACAUUGCCAAUGGAACCCUAGAAGAUCACCUCCACGGACCGUCGAGAAAUAGGAGCCCGCUCAAAUGGACUGAGCGCCUCAGUAUCUGCGUUGGAGCGUGUCGCGGUUUGGAUUAUCUUCACACUUCCUGCCCCGGCAACUCAAUCAUACAUGGUGAUGUGAAGAGCUCUAACAUCCUUCUAGAUGAAAAUUUAGUAGCUAAGGUUUCGGAUUUUGGGUCGGCCAAACAAAUUAAUGCGGAUGUAUCCGAGAGAAACAGCAGCACUGCUGAGAUGUACUCGCGCGGUUAUCUUGACCCCCUUGCUGCUGUCACAGGGAGAUUUACUAUGGCUAGCGACGUAUAUUCUUUUGGUGUGGUGAUGUUGGAAGUAGUGAGUGAGAGAAGAGCUGAUAGCCGGCCUCAGAAUGACGACCUACUGUCCAUUUGGGCUGUUGAAAAAUUUCUUAAGGGAAAAGGUUGUGAGCUUGUAGCUUCCUCUUUGAGUGGAGAAAUCUCAAAACAAUGCCGCAGUUGUUUUUUAGGGAUCGUUGAAAGAUGCUUGCAGAGAGAAGCAGAGAAACGGCCGACAAUUACUGAGGUUUUGGCCCUGCUUAUAAAAGCCCUCGGGUUACAGCAGGAGAGGCCAGACCCAACGCGUUGGUUUUGGCAAUCGAAAGUAUCUCCAAAGGAAGUUAUACCAUCCGGAUUAGCACAAGACAAUGUGAUUCGAGAAGAUGAAUUAGAGCACCUCCCUGCCAUUCCGCUUGCUGAAUUUCAGGACAUAACUGGUGGUUUUAGUUCCAAGUUCUUGAUUGCCAAGAGAUCCACUGGAGUAAGUUUAUUCCGUGGGGUCCUCAAAACCGGACAGGAUGCUGCGAUUAAAAGGUUCAAGAAGAAGUUGUUGGACCAAGAAUUUCUAGCACAGGUAUCGAAAAUAUCUCGCCUGCAGCAUAAAAACGUGGUUCAGCCCCUUGGUUACUGCGUGAAUGGCGAUCAGCAGCUCUUAGCUUUCGAGUUUGCUCCAUAUGGAUCCCUACAUGACAUUUUUCAUGGCAAAAAUUUGGAGUCAAGUACAGUUGUUCCAUGGUUACAAAGAAUCAAGAUUGCGGUUGGGGCUGCAAAAGGACUGGAGUACAUUCAUGAGAACGGACUAAUUCAUCAUAGCAUCAAAUCUAGCAAUAUUUUACUUUUCGAUGAUGGAAAUGCUAAGAUAAGUGAUGUUAGUCUGUCAAUUCCAUGCCCUUGUAAGCCGGCUCGUGGUCAUAAACGCUAUCCUGAACAAGCUCCCUGUGGUUGUUGUUAUCAUCCCCCAGAAUGUGUAUCCACUAAUCGAACUCAAGAAAGCGAUGUGUACAGCUUUGGUGUGGUUCUCCUUGAAAUCUUGACAGGUCAGAAAGCCACACAGCCACUGGUACAACAGUUCCUUGCAAUAUUGCACGAGGCAACGGAAACACCAAUGCAAAGAGAAGAAGACAUAAAGAAGGUUGUGGAUGAUAGACUUGGAUUUGGAAGAAAAUGCUCUGCCAGUGCAGUUGUAAAGAUGGUUGAAGUUGCUUUGUCGUGCCUUGCAAAGGAAGCUGAUUCUCGCCCUGACAUGAGCACUGUUUUAAUUCGUCUCGAGAGGGCUUCAUGGGAAACACAAAUUUAUGUACGAAAACAUGAGCAGCAGUAAUCUCAAGCUAAUAUUACCAAAUUAUCUCCUCAUAUUCCAGCCUUGCGAGAUGGAACCUGCCAAGCCAAGGAGGAGGAGAUUCUCCUACACGUUUUGUUUAGAUAAAUGAUGUGUGUUGCCUUGUUUGUAUAGCUGGCUUUGGAUUGUUGUCUGUUUGUUGUGUAAUUAUGGUGACAUCCAACUUCUAGUAAUUUUCAGUGACUCUGGUUAGUGAAAGAUAGUAGUAUUUACUACCUGGGCUAUUUCUAGAAUAGGUACUGCAGCAUUUGGCACUAUGUCUAUGUUUGAAACAUAAUCAAAUAUAUAGAGAUAAGGCAGUGUAGAUGAGGACUUGCUACUGAUGUACAGUAAUAGCUGAGUAAAUAAUGUGUGGUGGUCAUGUUUAAAGAGAAUCAGCAUUGAUUAAUGAUCACUUUUUUUUGGUAGAAAAAGAAGAAAUAACUGAAAAAUGAAUCUCUAUCUUAUUUCAACUAGCUUGAUAUUUUUCAACACAUGGAUAGCAGUUGGUAGUAGAGAAUGGCAUGGAGAUUUGCAGCCAAGACAGUCCUCCUUACUACUAAUAAAGGGCUCUUCGACCUCCUCGGCUGUUGUCCACAAGCCGGCCGCCUCUGCUGAUGAUCCCGUUGCUCCCUAUAACACAGCGAGGCUAUCUCGUUUAUCAGUUCUCGGGUGAAUCCAGAACGUGGAGGCUUGGAUCUUGAUUUUGGCGGAUUGAAAUACUUUCUCGGCACACUCGGCGUCACCGGCAGCUCCGGAAUCGGCGGCGCUUUCGGAAUUGGAUUUGGCCUUCCCCGAAACGGCGGGGCCGAUAUUCCAGCAGCCGGCACUGGCUGAACCGAUGACGCCGGAGUUGGUGCAAUCACAGUGGGUGGUUGAGUUGGGCUUGGCGUUUGAACAGGGGACUGACUUGGGCCAUUUUGCGGCGGCGGUGAUGGAGCGUCAACUACAGUAGGUGGAAGGGACGGAGCCGGUGUAUCAUAUGACGGCUGAGGCGACGGAGAUGGUGGUUGCACGGGAGAAGCAGCCUGCGGAGGGGUGUGCUUCGGCUGCGGCCGUGAGCCGAAGAUUGUGAGGUUGGGGAAAAGCCAAAAGAAGGCAGAUUGGCAAGUGAUAGGUGAAAAUUUUAUUACAGCGGUGUGCCUAGUAAUAUUUAUUGUGGAAUUACUGAUAAUUUUCACUGAGGCAGUUUGCGCUGCUUGUAUGUGGCAGGGCGCACCGGAUCUACUCUGCAGCUUCGCGUAGCAGCCGUCCGUGUCGCCAGAGUCCUCCGCGGUCUCAGCAGAGAGCGUCACGUUGAACUUCCCACUCUCAUCAACGCCUCCGUUUCCCCGCGCCCUCAUCUCAUUCGCGUUGCACCUGAUCACAACUUCAAGCCCUGCAACUAGACGUAUAGCAUUAACGGAAUACAAAGUUGGGGGUGCUCGAGCCCACCCGAGAUAAAUGUGUGUAUCAUUUACUUACAAGAUAAGUAGUUCAUACCUUGAGAUGAGUUGCGAUUGUUUAUGCAAUCGUUGCAGUGCAUAGCCCCGACUACCUCAAAUGUCGGGCUCUUGGCUUGAAUGGAGCGAAGAUGUGAGAGUAGGAAAACGCCGACGGCCAAGAGAUUAAGUCGAAGCCCCAUUGCUAAAGAAAGUAUGAUGUGGAUUUGAUGAGAGUCUGAAUGGCUAAUUUAUACUAUGAUAUGUUCAUGUUGAAGGUCCCAUUCAGAAAUAAACACUGCACCGGCUUUGUUGAUGGAAAUUUUACCUUUUAAAGAUAGAAUUGAAGCUUAGCUAUUACAUUACCAUUUAUUAACCCAUACCUGCAUACUUGAACACUAAAAUUGUGCCAGUGAAGUAGAUAUAAAUGGCACCAUUUGUUAGGUGAAUCUAUGGAUUAUUUUUGUAAAUUAAACAAAUUGAAAUUGAUGUCAUGUUAAUAACAACCUUUUUUGGGUUGCAAA